CCUCGGCCGGGCAUCUACAGAGGCUGCGAUUUCACAUCGGAAACAAAACAGCCGCUGCUCUGGGGGCAACCUCAGCUGCGAGCGGCCGGCGGGAAAGGCGAGGAAAGAGUAGAGGCAUGGAGUGGGUAGCAGACUGCACCCACCUUGAGGCCAAAACAAGUCAGAGGGCCAAGUCCAAUAUCACCGGAGAGGAGAGAUAUAUUCUUCCCGUGAGGAUGCUGGGGGAAGGCGCCUGACUGAAGACCUGGCUAGUCCUGUUGCCUGCCUCUGCUUCCUGCUGAGCUCCAUGUGAAGAGCAGCUCUUCCAGGACCUAAUACGGGAGCCUGCAGGUGACAGCAGCCGUCGAGGUCCUUAGAAAGCUUGGCCUGGAAGAGAACACAUGAAAGAAAGAACCCCAGGAGGCUUUGUUUUCUGUGAAAAAGUAUUUCUAUACAGUGGCUCCAAUGACAGAGUUACCUGCACCCUUGUCCUACUUCCAGAAUGCACAGAUGUCUGAGGACAACCACCUGAGCAAUAGCGUACGUAGUCAGAAUGAGAACAGAGACCGGCAUGAGCACAGUAGCGAAAGGCGGAGGCGUGGCAACCCUGAGCCAUUAUCUAAUGGACGACCCCAGAGUAACUCUAACUCACAGCAGGUGGUGGAGCAAGAUGAAGAAGAAGAUGAGGAGCUGACGCUGAAAUAUGGCGCCAAACAUGUGAUCAUGCUCUUUGUCCCAGUGACUCUCUGUAUGGUGGUGGUUGUGGCUACCAUCAAAUCAGUCAGCUUUUAUACCCGGAAGGAUGGGCAGCUAAUCUAUACCCCAUUCACAGAAGACACCGAUACUGUGGGGCAGAGAGCCCUGCACUCAAUUCUGAAUGCUGCUAUCAUGAUCAGCGUCAUAGUUGUCAUGACUAUUCUCCUGGUGGUUCUGUACAAAUACAGGUGCUAUAAGGUCAUCCAUGCCUGGCUUAUUAUUUCAUCUCUGUUGUUGCUGUUCUUUUUCUCAAUCAUUUACUUGGGGGAAGUGUUUAAAACCUACAACGUUGCCAUGGACUACAUUACUGUUGCACUUCUGAUCUGGAAUUUUGGCGUGGUGGGAAUGAUUGCCAUUCACUGGAAAGGUCCGCUGCGACUCCAGCAGGCAUAUCUCAUUAUGAUCAGUGCCCUCAUGGCCCUCGUAUUUAUCAAGUACCUCCCAGAAUGGACUGCAUGGCUCAUCUUGGCUGUGAUUUCAAUAUACGAUUUAGUGGCUGUUUUGUGUCCAAAAGGUCCACUUCGUUUGCUGGUUGAAACAGCUCAGGAGAGAAAUGAAACUCUCUUUCCCGCUCUUAUUUACUCCUCAACCAUGGUGUGGUUGGUGAAUAUGGCAGAAGGAGACCCAGAGGCCCAAAGGAAGGUAUCCAAAAACUCCAAUUAUAAUGCACAAAGCACAGAAAGUGAGUCACAAGACCCUGUGACAGAGAGUGAUGAUGGCGGCUUCAGUGAAGAGUGGGAAGCCCAGAGGGACAGUCGCCUAGGACCUCACCGCUCUACAACUGAGUCACGCGCUGCUGCACAGGAACUUUCCAGCAGCAUCCUAGCCAGUGAGGACCCAGAGGAAAGGGGAGUAAAGCUUGGGUUAGGAGACUUCAUUUUCUACAGUGUGCUGGUUGGCAAGGCUUCCGCAACAGCCAGUGGGGACUGGAACACAACCAUAGCCUGCUUUGUAGCCAUAUUGAUUGGUUUGUGCCUUACAUUAUUACUCCUCGCCAUUUUCAAGAAAGCAUUGCCAGCUCUUCCAAUUUCUAUCACCUUUGGGCUUGUUUUCUACUUUGCCACAGAUUAUCUUGUGCAGCCUUUUAUGGACCAAUUAGCAUUCCAUCAGUUUUAUGUCUAGCAUCUUUGCAAUUAGAAUCCCAUGGAUUUUUCUCCUUUGACUAUAAUAAAAUCUAGGGAGGACAAAGGUGAUUUUCCUGAGUCCACAUCUAACGAAGUCAAGAUUCCCGGCUGGACUCUUUGCAGCUUCCUUCCGAGUCUUCCUGACCACCUGCGCUAUUGGGCAUCGGGAGGAGGUAUCUACAGAAAAAGGUUUUGAACAUACGUCACUGAGGUGUACUGAGUCCCUCAGUGCAAAAGCUACCACAUUUGAGGGACAAGGAAGAGCGUUGGGCCAAGAAGUUGCCGUGUUCCCACAGUUUGGCCCUUGGUCACAGGUGGAUUUUUACCAACACUGCAGAUCUCAGGACUACCAUUACCAAGAGGUUAAAUGAAGUGGUUCGAACCAAACAGAACUCUUCAUCUUAAACUCCGUGUUGAAAAUCAACCUAAUAACUCUGUAUUGAAUUCUGAGCCUUUUCAGGGGCACUGUAAGGAGAACAGGCGCCAGCAGCAAAAGGGAAAGGUGGAAAGGGGCUCAAACUUGCACUUUCAGACUUUUCUUUGCUGCAGACUUACCCUUUUUAAAUAAGACCUUUUUUCAUCUUGAGUCAAGUCAGAUGUGUAGGUUGAUUUUGACAAUUUUCGUUCUCAAGCACUGAAACUCAUUACCAUCUGUGGUUGCCAUUUCUUCCCAAGGCCAGUCUGACCCUAUUUGAGGUUGCUUUAUCCUAAAAGUCUUAACCUCAGGUUCCAAAUUCAGUAAUUUCUGGAAAUAAUGGAACUAUAACUCAACAAUUCCCUAUCACCCUUAGGUAAAUUUUGGAUUUUCCACAAAAUUCUUAAUUUUCAGACAUACGUGUAGGUUUGCUUGUCCCCAGAUAACUCCUUUGUUCCCCAUCUCUCCCUUCACUCCCGCCAUGAGCAGUUCUCUUAUCCAGCAAAUAAGACAGCUCUGUUGUAGCAGAUGAUCCGGUUAUUCUAAGGUUUACUCUGUGUGGUGCAAAGAAUGUGUUAUGAAUCAGUGCUGUCAGCCUUGCUGUUGUAAUUUCUCAAUAGCAAAUACAACGUGUGCCCAAAGACAGUAGAAUUAAAGAAGAGUAAAACGGCUGGUGAAGCA
Molecule: messenger RNA, 2955 nt
Organism: Equus quagga
Lineage: Eukaryota; Metazoa; Chordata; Mammalia; Perissodactyla; Equidae
Gene: PSEN1
Product: presenilin 1
Exons: 14
Coding region: 445-1857 (470 amino acids)
Biological process (GO): negative regulation of apoptotic process; calcium ion transport; membrane protein ectodomain proteolysis
Cellular component (GO): endoplasmic reticulum; neuronal cell body; Z disc
Molecular function (GO): cadherin binding; beta-catenin binding; aspartic endopeptidase activity, intramembrane cleaving
Source: RefSeq, a predicted model, not a curated record